This is a messenger RNA of Juglans microcarpa x Juglans regia, 1630 nucleotides long. RefSeq names its product magnesium transporter MRS2-5-like. The transcript has 6 exons. NCBI's taxonomy places the organism in Eukaryota, Viridiplantae, Streptophyta, Magnoliopsida, Fagales, Juglandaceae. The record is from RefSeq and is a predicted model, not a curated record. The coding region runs from base 355 to 1629 and encodes 424 amino acids. Gene Ontology annotation, molecular function: magnesium ion transmembrane transporter activity. Gene Ontology annotation, biological process: magnesium ion transport.
AGUGUUCGGUAAAAAAUUUCGGUUCCUCUGUCAACGUCCUUUCAUUGUUUUGAUGGAUGCUUGUAUCAACCGGUCAUAGUUGAUCGCUUCUCCAUUGAAGUGAUAGUUUUUGGGGAUUUGGUUCACAUUUAAAACCUUCAUUUUUACUUACCUCGAAUCUGAUGUUUACGAUAAUUCUCACAUUAGUCAAUUGAUUUUUGUUUUCUUAUACAACGCUUCUAAUUUUUAGGUUUUACUUCAGAAACGCAGAAAGAAAAUGGAUAAUGUUAUGGCUGACCCUCUUGCGCAAGCAAGAUUGUGGACAGAGUGACUUUUCUUCAAUCAGGAAGAAGAGCCGGAAAAAAGUUAAAUCUAAUGGAAGAAUCACGGUAUCCUUUUCUUCCACUUGAUCUUCCUGAGUCUGCAUCUUCUCGGAACACCAAUAGAUCUAAUUUAGAUGGGUCUGGAAGUCAUGGCUCUGGAAGUCGUGAGUCUAGUCUUACAGCAGAAUUGAAGAAAAGAGGUCAUGGAAGUCGAUCUUGGAUAAAAAUUGAUAAAAAUGGAAACUCAAAGAUUUUGAAGCUGGACAAGGCUACUAUAAUGACACAUUGUUGUUUGCCUGCCGGGGAUCUCCGACUUUUGGACCCUGUGUUCAUUUAUCCUUCUACAAUAUUAGGAAGGGAGAAGGCUAUUGUGGUCAGUCUUGAACAGAUCAGGUGUAUAAUCACUGCUGAUGAAGUUAUCCUGAUGAAUUCCUUGGAUGAAUGUGUUGUUCAGUACAAGUCAGAAUUGUGCAAACGCCUUCAGACAAACAUAGAUCAAGCUGAGGAUCUGCCUUUCGAAUUUAGUGCAUUGGAGCUGGCUUUGGAAUUAGUUUGCAUGUCUCUUGAUUCUCAGGUAAAAGAACUGGAAAUGGAGAUAUAUCCUGUGUUAGAUGAGUUAGCAACAUCUAUUAGUACCCUUAAUCUAGAACGUGUGCGUAGACUCAAAGGCCAGCUCCUUGCCUUGACUCAGCGGGUUCAGAAGAUCCGAGAUGAAAUAGAACAUCUUAUGGAUGAUGAUGGGGACAUGGCUGAGAUGUAUCUGACUCAGAAGAAACAAAGGUCUGAGGCUUAUCUGUUAAGUGACGUUCGUGCACCAACUAAUACUUUAGGUGGGACCAGAGAGGUUUCAAAUUCUUCUCCUGUUUCACCUGCGGGGGCCUUCAGUAGAGCUCCAUUUUUAGAAAGGGCUGUUAGUAGUAUCAUGUAUUCGAGCAAAUAUCAAAGCUCAAUGGGUUCAUCUCCUGGUGGGGAAAACAUUGAAGAACUAGAAAUGUUGCUUGAGGCAUACUUUGUCAUUGUUGACAAUACCCUGAGCAAGUUGUUAACGCUUAAAGAAUACACUGAUGACACUCAAGAUUUGAUCAAUAUUAAACUGGGAAAUGUUCAGAACCGCCUCAUACAAUCUCAGUUGCUUCUUACUGCUGCGCUCUUUGUGGCUACAAUAUUUGCUUCUGUCACAGCAGUAUUUGGAAUGAAUUUUGAAGACUCGAUUUUUGACUAUCCAUCUACAUUAUAUUGGGUUGUGGCUAUUACUGGGGUUGCCUGUGGGUUUUUGUAUUUCUCUUUCCUAUUUUAUUUACGGCACAAGAAAGUCUUCCCGUUGUAAA